Messenger RNA from Arctia plantaginis, 1314 nucleotides. The record is from the annotation of a GenBank genome assembly. Lineage: Eukaryota; Metazoa; Arthropoda; Insecta; Lepidoptera; Erebidae.
AUGACUCGCUCAAUGACAUCGACAUUUGCCCUGUGCCCACUCUUCCUCAGACUCUUAUACCCCAGAGUUGUCAUUGAGAUGUUGCCUAAAGAUAACACGCUAUUAUUAGAGCGGCUGGGCAGUGGUGGCCUGGGUCUCGGUGGCGGUGGCUUCCGCGGUGGCGGACAGCCUUCGCUGGCGGACUUCCAGCCGCCAUACUUUCCACCCCCCUUCGCGCCCGCACCGCACCCCGCCAGUCCUCAUCACCAACAACAACAAAGUCAUGGCAUGGACUAUGGCGGAGGCGGCGGUGGCGGCGCGGAGUAUGCCCAACACUAUGCCCCGCAGCAGCUUCUGCCGCGUCAUCACACUCACCACGAGCCCCAUGCUCACUUGCGGCAUCACCGGGAUCAUCACGAUGCGAUACAUGCACACCAUUUAUCGCACGGCGGGUUCAGCUACGGUGGCGGUGAGAGACGGGCGGACUAUGGUGCGAGAGAGCAACACGAGCUCGCACUGCACCAUGCUUUACAUUCAGCGGAAGAAACGCCGAAUGCCGGCAUGGACGACACAACGGGGUUCAUGACUGAUCUUCCACUAUUAAAAACAAUGAAAGGACGAGACGGCUUAGGUGGAACGGGGUCCUGCGCACCAAACGACGUAUUCUGCUCAGUCCCGGGCAGAUUGUCUCUCCUGUCAUCCACGAGCAAGUACAAAGUUACAGUCGCAGAGGUGCAGCGGAGGCUGUCACCGCCAGAGUGCCUCAAUGCGUCACUACUCGGCGGUGUUUUAAGAAGAGCAAAAAGUAAAAAUGGUGGCAGAUUACUUCGCGAGAAGUUGGAAAAGAUUGGACUUAACUUACCGGCUGGCAGGCGGAAAGCUGCUAAUGUUACGCUUCUGACUUCUUUAGUUGAAGCGGAAGCAGUACAUUUGGCGCGUGACUUUGGCUACGUGUGUGAGACGGAAUUUCCGGCGAGGGCUUUAGCGGAAUACCUCGCGAGGCAAUACGCGGAGCAUGACGCACGACGCAGACGCGAUUUAUUACAAGCUACCAAACAGGUAAUAAAAGAGCUAAUGGAUUUACUGAACCAAGAUCGAUCACCGCUGUGUAAUACGAGGCCACCUCACCUCCUGGAGCCAGCGAUACAGCGUCAUCUCACGCAUUUUUCACUCAUCUCCCAUGGGUUCGGAGGUCCAGCUAUUGUAGCUGCUCUAACUGCCAUACAGAAUUUUCUUAACGAAUCUCUGAAGCACUUAGACAAAUUAUAUCCUCAAAGUGGCAUGGUAUCAUCGUCAAUGGACAAAACAAAAAUGGACCCAGAUAUCAAGAAGUAA